Molecule: messenger RNA, 477 nt
Organism: Zingiber officinale
Lineage: Eukaryota; Viridiplantae; Streptophyta; Magnoliopsida; Zingiberales; Zingiberaceae
Product: vacuolar-processing enzyme-like
Exons: 3
Coding region: 1-477 (158 amino acids)
Biological process (GO): vacuolar protein processing
Molecular function (GO): cysteine-type endopeptidase activity
Source: RefSeq, a predicted model, not a curated record
AUGGCAGUUUCAAUUGGUUUUAACUAUCAGUAUUGUCUUUCAACUGAUUUAAACCCAUUUGUCGAUCUUUUCAUGCAGUUUCCAUCUUUCAACAUUGCAGAUUCUUAUGAAAGAUUAGAGGAAGGGUCAAACAAAAAGAAGGAAAUUCUCUCGGAGAUCACUGAGAUAAUGAUGCAUAGAGCACACCUUGACAGUAGCAUCGAACUCAUCGGCAAUCUAAUUUUUGGAUCGGCUGUUGCACCUUCAGUCCUCAAAACCGUGAGGCCAUCUGGUCAAGCUCUGGUUGAUGAUUGGGUCCAAGCAUUCGAGUCGCAUUGUGGAUCGCUCACUCAAUAUGGUAUGAAGUAUAUGCGAGCUUUCGCAAACAUAUGUAACGAGGGUGUCUCGAAGGAUGCGAUGGAAGAAGCUUGUGGUAAUGUUUGUGGAAGCUACAACUCAGCUAAGUGGAGUCCCUUUAUCCAUAGCUACAGUGCAUGA